This is a messenger RNA of Elaeis guineensis (African oil palm), 4662 nucleotides long. The record is from RefSeq and is a predicted model, not a curated record. NCBI's taxonomy places the organism in Eukaryota, Viridiplantae, Streptophyta, Magnoliopsida, Arecales, Arecaceae.
AGGUCCCCACCCCCUCUCUCUCAGGCCCGUAAUGAUAGAAAGCAAAGCUCGGCUUUUUAAUCCUCCUGCCGAGCUUUCUCGCGUCCGUUUCCGCUCCUCUUCGGCCCCCGCCAUCUUUCUCUCUCCUCUCAUUUCUCUUCCACUUUCGAUUCCUCCCAUGGCGGCGGCGGCGGCGGCGGCGUGCGAGGGUGGCGGCGGGGGAAAGUUCCGAAAACGCUUCUCCCGCCGGGCCCCCGUGACGCCCUACGACCGAUCCCCGGCUGCGGCCCGUGGUCUCCUUUGGGAACGCCACCCCCCUGUGGAGCCGGGGGGGAGCGGCUGGUUGCACAAGCUCGUCGAUCCCGCCUCCUGGAUCAUUGCCCGGAGAGCCUCCCGCCUUCUCCCCUCCAUCUUCCGCAAGCGCCUCGCUGAUCCCCCGGCAGCCCCAGAGGAAAACCAUCAAUCUAGACAAGAAGUUCCUGAGGUGCGAUCUACUAAUUCAUCAUCUGAAGCACAAGAACAAUGUGGCCUUGGUGGAGAGAACCCGAAAGAUAAUCAUGAUGCUGGUGGGGCUCAGCUAGAAAUAAAUCCGGAUGGUGGUGGGAUUUCUGAACUCGAACAGCUACUGAAUCAGAAAACAUUCACAAGUGUUGAGUUUGAGCGCCUGACCGAAUUAUUGCAUUCGCAAACUAUUGAACCGAGUACAUCACAACCAGCAGUCAAUCGUGAGAAUGAAGAAAAAGCAAAUGUUUCAGACCAAGGAAUUCACAACAAGGUGUCUACUGCUGAACCAAGUACAUCACAACCAGCAGACAAUCAUGACCAGAAGGAAAAGACAAAUGUUCCAGAGCAGGAAGCAAUAGCAUUUUUCAGAGUAUAUGGGAGUGUCAGAACUCCAGUCAGUUUGGUGAUUCCUAAGGAAACUGCUUCACCAGCAGAAAUUGCUAAAGCUUAUAUGGGUUCUAGGUCUUCAAAGGUAUCUCCUUCCACUCUAAGUCUGCGAAGCCAAAUAUUUCAGGGAGAUGCAGCUCCAUAUGCAAAAAAAUCAUUUGAUAUGGCAAUCGCACCAAGAUCUGUUGUUUGCUUUUCUGGAAUUCCUGAGCUUAUGGACAAUGGUUAUACUACCCCAAGACCUCAUGGCAGAUCAGCAAUAUACAGAAUGUCUCGUUCUCCAUAUUUCAAGGCUCAUCCAAUGACUAAAAUCAGGGGCGGCAGACCUGUGGAUGACUAUUCUGGUCCCUCAACAUCAUCUCAAUGGACAUCAGCAAACAUCUUGAGUACUGGCAGCAAAUUGGCACUAAAACGGGGGAGUUCAGUUUUAGAUAGCGAUGGAGGAUCUUUAGGUCUAAUCCGCAGGAUUCGUCAGAAAUCUAAUUUAAUGUCUCCAUCAAGAAACAUACACUCAUCACUUCCUGGAAAUCUUCUUCCAGCUCCCUCAUCCCCUCUUAGGAAAGGUGCCAAUCAAGGAUCAACAGCGUUAAGUCGGGAGCCUCUCCAUUUAGACGAACCAAAAUAUAGUGCAGCUGAAUUACAGGAUGCAGAAAAUGGAUAUAAUAGAAUUCCUUCAGCAAGUGUUGUUCCCAUUCUUCCCCAGUCCAGCGAGACAGCCAGGAAAAUACUUCAACAACUUGAUAAACUAGUGCCAUCACCCAAAGAGAAAUCUGAACUGAAAAUAAUCGACUGGGAUGAAAUGCCAUCUAAGUUGACACAAACCAUGUUACAUGAAUGGGAUCUCAAGAGUAUGGAGGAUAUAGAUUCAUCUAAGUUUCUGAAAGUGCAAGUCAGUGAUAAUUUGGAUGUUCCUAGCAGUUCCCAUCUGAAAAGCCUCAGAAGUUCCACUUCUCAAAAACAAGAGAGGGCUGGAGAGAAUGGCCCAUUAAAGCCUGCCGUUACAGGAACCCAAGUGACAUCUGAAGCUGUUGGUGCAAAAAAAUCUGUUAUAUAUGCUAUGGAUGCCAAACCUGGUAUGAGGUCUGCAGAUUUUGCCUUUUUGGUUACUGCUUCUGUCCCUUCACAAAAGAAACCAUCAUUCCAUAUGAGUGCUCCUGAGGAUUCUUUGGAUUUGGAUGAUCAUAAUUAUUAUUUUAAAGAUACCUCUGGUCUGGCUUCCACUGGAGAUGAUAAAUGUGAACUGAUAUCGGAGUGCAAGAAAGACCAUCCUGGUAAUUUGGAGAAGUCUCCAGGGUCCGCAUCCAAAAGCAUGCCUAGUUCUUCCUUGAUAUUGGACAAGAGAUCUGAGGCAAAAGCAUCUGACAGGCCUGUGAGUGAAAAAAAUGAUGCCUUUCUUUUUCCUUCUGCUUCUCUAUUCAAGACUUCUUCGCAGACACCUUCACCACCUAUGUCAACCACAUUGCUUGAGAGAUCAACUCCCCAAAAGGAAGGAGUUGCUGGUCCUACAUUUAAAUUUGUCUUUAAAGAGUCACAAUCUUCUACGAUCUCUUCAAUUAUUACUGCUGUUAGUAAUCCGGCAAGCCUGAACUUUGGUGUAAGCAACGGUGCUACAUCAACUCUUCCAGAUGGUUCAAAUUCAGAUAAAGAAGGUAAUCAGAAUGCUGGAGAUGUGUUCCAAUCAUUUGGAAACACUAUUUCCUCACAGUUGUCUAGUUCAACUAGACCAGCCCUGUUUGCUUUCGGAGAGUCUGCAACACCAACACUAAGCAAUGGUUCACUGUCUUUAGCCUCGAUUUCUGCUGCCCCAGCCAUGACAUUCUCUGAUAGUCCAGUGACCUCAGUUUUCUCCACCAGCAUAGUCACUAGCACCAGUUCUGGUAGUCCUAGUAUCUCAUCUGUAACCACUGUAUGUUCCAUGGUGCCAUCAUUCCAGCUUGGCUCUGGUGCCUCUACAGGUGCUUCCACCUUGGUUACACCAUGUCCAAACCAAUCUGAUUCUAAAGGUUUGGAAGGAAAGUCUAUUAAGGCAUCAUCUUUUGGCAUAAGCAGCUCCAUCACUCUUGAUUCAGCAGUUGCAUUCUCAAGCACAGGGAGCAACAAUUCUGCUUCAGCGACAUCAUCUGUAUUUUCAAGCAUGGGAACAAGUAGUAGUUCAUCCGUUUUGCAAGAGUCACGAUUAUUUUCAAGCACAACCAGUGGUUCCUUGGCUCUAUCGACAUCUUUGGUCUCUAUGGACAAUGGGUUUUUUCCAACCAUGGCUGCAGCACACUCUAGCAGUGAGAAGUUGUCCUAUGCUAAUAACAGUUAUCAGACUUCGGCUUCUGCUUUUGGUGCCACAGGUGGAUCCAAUUUUAACACCCAGGCAACUCAAUCUGGAAGUGGGGUUUCAAAUUUUUCACAAAGCUCCCCAAGUCAGUCUGAUUCCUUUACCUCCCAGCCCGGAUUUGGGCUGACUGGCUCUUCCUCUUCAAGUUCGGCUAGCUCACUAUUUGGGUCUGCAACUCCUGCUACCAAAUCUUUGGGUACAAGUUCGAUAUUUUCUUUUUCCACCAGUGUGAGUUCUUCCAGUUCGUCAAGCGGUGUGUUCUUUGCAUCAACAGCAUCUUUUGGUACAAGUUCUGGCUUCUCUUUUUCCUCUGGUACCAUUUCUUCUUCCAGCUCUGGUGGCAGCACUUCGUUUGCCCCAGUGACACCUUUUGGUUCAGCUUCUGGUUUCCCUUUCUCCACUGGUGCUGGUUCUUCCUCCGGUUCUGGCAGCAGCUCUUCCUUUGCAUCAACAGCUGCAAAUAUAUUCAAUUCCAGUUCUCAGCCAUCAACAUCGUCCAUUUUUGGUUCCACCUUUGGAUCCACCACACCCUUGCUAUCCUCAGGAUUUUCAUUUGGGUUGUCUGCCCGCUCUUCAGCUAGUUCUCCUUUUAGAUUUGACACAUCAUCUAGGCCAGCAUUCUCAUUCACUUCAGCUGGAACUGCAACAGCCACCUCUCCCUCGCCUUCUGGAGUACAAAAUCCAGCAGUCAGUUUCAGUUCAGGAUCUCCUGGAAAUGAUCGGAUGAAUGUUGAGGAUAGCAUGACUGAUGACACCAACCAGGCUUCUGCUCCUGUGGUUCCAACAUUUGGUCAACAAACAAAUUUAACUGCAACACCAAGUUUUAUGUUCUGUUCUCUAGCUGGUCCAUCUGGUGAGCCAUCAGUCUUUCAAAUUGGCAGCCAGCAGAAUAAUUCCAUUCUGCAGAACCCCUCUCCAUUUCAAGCGGCUGGCAAUGUAGAGUUUGCUGCUGGAAGAAGCUUUUCUUUGGGAAGUGGUGGCGGUGACAAGUCUGGCCGCAAGCUCGUGAGAGUCAGGCGAGACAAACAUAGGAAAAAGUAGGACGAGAAUUUCAGUGGAUGAUUCUUAGGUGCUCUGGCAGAUAUUGUAUUGAGAGGAAACUUGCUUUUAUUGCCAUUACACGGCCGAAUAUUUUGAAGGAAAGAGGUAAAAAUCAUCUGUUGUUUCCAUUGAUAGUGCUCCAUUUUCUGGUCCUGAGAAGCUGGUUAGCAGUUAGAUCUUAUGCAUUCUUUAUUUUUAUCCCUUAUUUGUUUUUUCUUGUUGCAUUUGGACUAAUAUUGUUGCAAUUUUGGUUUAGCUGUGGAUAAUAAUCAGGGAAUGUUUUUGCAUUUUGGUAUGGCCUCAAGGACUGGCACUCCAUGCUGCUGGUUUGGUUGUACUUGUAAAUUGUAACAUAGAUCUCUCUUUAUAUAACUGCUUGAAUGUAAGCUGGGUCAUAUUACUUAUAUGAUAUGUGGUUUUGUUUU